GAAGGCAGCGGCAGAUGCGGGUCUUAUUUGUUCUCUCCAGCAGGAGGGCGUUCCGCUGAAGAACAUACGAACACACUGUGGUGAAUUAUGCCGGCGUACGUGCGCACUGAUUCAUAUUUAGAUGCUGCCACAGCUUAGCUGUUAUCCCAGGGUCUGUGUUUUUGAACCCCGGGCCUUCCUUGAUGUUAGCCUUCCUGGUGGCAACACUGCCGGGGGAAAGGCGACAGAGGAGGCCAGGCCCGAAGACAUGGAGGCUAGCCGUCCUUGCAGAGGGAGUGAGCUGUAGGACGAUGUUCUGUUUUUUUCUACACUGUCAGUGCUGAUUUCUGAGCGGGGUUGGCCCUCCUAGUAUGGACCCCGGCCACAUCAGAGGGGAUAUGUCACCUUUGUAUAUGCCAAGAAAGAGGAAGCCUGUUCACUCACUUUCAAAAAGUGGAGUGCAAUGUCCAGCUGCUGUCCAGCGAAUGCCAGAAAGAGCCUGUGAAGUAAAUACAGUUGGGUACUCAGAGGAGGAUGAGUCCCAAACUGAAGAUGGAGUAAAGAUGAAGAGAACUUACAGUAGGAAAAGGUAUGAGGACCUCCAGAGUGUUUCCCUGGGAACAGUAGAUUACUCAACAACCAGCUGUUCUGUGAUGUCAUCAGAUGGCCUGGCCAAUGGGUCAGACCCAGGGUCCAUCGGUCCGCCCACUGCCAGGCUCCCUCCAAGACUGGUUGCAAAGGAUCUUUGGCCUCAAGGCCCAGAAGCUAGCGGGGAGCAGUCCCAGCCUCAUGAUCAGAGCUGGAACUCCAGCAGGGACCGAGGACCUGACGCCUGGGCUCCAGGCAGAGACCGACCCCAGGACCAGGUGUGGAACUCUGGCAGAGGGGGACACUCCAGUCAGGACCAGACAUGGAUUCCAGGCAGGGACAGAACUCACAGCGGACCGGACCAGUCCUGGAUGACAGGCCAGGAGCGGGGUCCUGAUCAGGGCUGGGCAGCUAGCAGAGAUCAAGGGCAGGAUCAGGCCUGGAAUGGAGGCAGAGAUCCAGGAAGGGACCGGGACUCGUCAGGGCCGGAGCAAGGGUGGGGUACUGGCCGAGGCCCAGAUCAAGCCUGGAACAACACAAACAGGGAUAGAGGAAAUGUGUGGAGACCCGACUUGAACAUGAAAAAGGUCCAGAGACCAGAGAUGGAGCGAAGCCCUGCACCCAAUAACUUCACACAACCACCAGAGGGCAGAGAAUCCUGUUCGGAUGCUGCCAGUGCCGGUCAGGCCUCGACAGCUCAGCCGAACGAAGACCAGAAACCUCCAAUCCUGCCGGCUAAGAAGGAACCUCCUACUUAUCCUCCAGGAAGCCAAGAGGAACGUUGGCAGCUCCAGAUUGUCGCCAAAGGAAGAGUCACCUGUCCAAAAUGUAAAAGUGUGAGCAGGAAGACUGUGGAGGGGCUGAAGAAACACAUGGAGAACUGCCGACUGCAACCUUUUACCUGCCAACACUGUGGGAAACAGCUCAAGUCUUCAACAGGGAUGAAGUAUCACAUCAUGGCUGACCACAGCCACUUGCCUUCAGCUGAUGAUGCCAAGGACCUGGAUGAUCGUACCAUAAAAGACAAGCUACGUAAAAUCCUGAAGAGACUGGGCAAAUUAAAGUGCUCCAAAGAGGGUUGUAACGCUGCAUUUACCAGCAUCAUGGGCUACGUGUAUCACAUGAAGAAGUGUGGAAAGGAGGAGUCUGAGCUGGAGAAAAUGCUGCUGAACUGCUCUCACUGUGGGAAGACCUAUAAAUCCAAGGCUGGUCUGGAGUAUCACCUGAAAUCAGAGCAUGCUCCUACACCACAGAAGACUGAGGAAGAUGAGGCACUGAAGGCCCAGAGGGAGGCUAAUCCAGAGAGGACGCCCAGCGGCAGGGUGCAGAGAGCCUCGGCCCAGGUGGCCAACUUCCACCUGGCUGAGAUCGCCAACAAUGAACUGCCCAAAGACUGGCCCAAGAGGAAGUUUCAGUCUGACCUGGUACCAGAUGACAAGAAGUUGAAAUAUGCCCGACCGGGCCUCCCUGCCUUCAGCCAGGAGGUGCUGAGGAAGUGGAAGAAUGAGGUGAAGCUGCAGAGGAAAGUCCAGUGCCCCAACCAGGGUUGCGGCUGCACCUACACGAGUGUGUCUGGACUCAAAGCUCAUCUGGGACUCUGCACGAGGGGCGACUUUGAGGCCGGUAAAUACAGAUGUCUGAUCUGCAAUAAAGAGUUUAACUCUGAAAGUGGAGUGAAAUACCACAUCAACUCUGUCCAUGCACAGGAUUGGUUUGUGACGAACAAAAAAGCUUCCAAGAAGUUUGAGAAGUUCCUUAAAAACCAGCCCAAAGAGGUCGUCCGUGAUGUGGAUAAGCAUACUGUUGAUCAGUACCACCAUCAUCACCUGCAGCAUCAUCCUCAUCAUCAUCAGCAGCAGCACCAUCAACACCACUCACACCACCACCAUCAGCAGCAGCAGCACCAGCUCCAGCACCAGCCUCUGCAGCACCCACUUCAGCCGCUGCAUCACCUCCAACACCAAACUCAGUACCUCCAUCCAGAGAGGCAGAACCUCCCUCCGCAAGUGGACCCUCAACCCCAACAGCCGAUACUCCAGUACACCAGUUUGGAGCCUCCUCCGGGGCCAGUGUGGGUUGAUAUGGACCACAGAGGAGGAGUGCUGGGGCCGGAGCAGGCCCCGAUCGAAAUGGAAAUGGCUGACAAACCUGAGGAGGACAGCGGUGGGAUGGUGAAGGAUACAAGGAGAGGGAAGGAGGAAAGAGGAGUAGAUGUAGGAGAGAGGGGGAAGGCUGACAGGAAGCAGAAGGAUUGCUUCACUUUUGGUGGUAGCAGCGGAGGUGGAGGUUGUGGGCGCAGCAGCAGCAGCAGUAGCAGUAGCAGCAGCAAUACCGGCAGCUCAUCGAGUGAAUCGGAGGUCGAGCAGCAGGAGCGGCAGAGACAGAUUGACCAGUGGAGCCUGAAACGACCGGGCAUCAUGGGCCUCUCGCUGAGGCUGGAAAGCGACAGAGAAACACUUAAAAAGACCUAAAAAAACACACUUUCCUUAACAUUUCAAAUGUCUGCAGCUGAUUUUAAUGGAAGUAGUGAAAAAAAGGUGAAGCAAGAAAAACAUCUGCAUAAGUUUUCCACAAGACAAACCUGUGAGACGGCAGCUGAGACAAUUAAAUCCACUAACCUUUCGGAAGUGAUGGUGGAUGCCGUGAAGACAAGCUCAAGCUGUGAGCGUGGAAAGCUCAGACUGCUCGUUUCCAGAGGCUGCUUCUCUGUGUUGAAAUGGUUGUCGUUGUAUAACCUUGAGAAAUGUAGUUUAUCGUGUGUUUAUCUGUAACAGAUCGUUUUCACCAACUUUAAGCAUCUUAUUGUUUAAAAGGUUUCAUAAAACUCUUCUUGUCUUUCAUGUUUAACAUCAAAAGUUAACCUGAACAGAGACUGCCAGGUGGACUGUUUACUUGUACUUGUCUAGUCACGCUCUCCGAAGACAUUUUGUGCCUCUCGAGUAUGAUUAGUAUAACUUCAUACUACUCAUCACUUUUAAUUAUGACUGAUCACCUUCCUUGGUGAAGUAAUGUUGGAAAUGACAGGAUCACUGUUCACUGGCUUGGAUUCUUCUGUCUGUCUGAUAUUGUUUUCAUUUCAGAUUUUUUUUUAAUAUAAUUUUGUAUUUAGUUGCCAUUCUUAAGUAAAAUCUGCUGCCAGUUUACAGACCUUUGGGCAUGUACAUGUGACAUAUACGUAGCAGUGAAGCAAAUCUAAUGUAAAAGGAAAGAAAUAAAAAUAACGUAGUAUCAACUAACACUUUAUUUCCUAAAGUGUACUGGAAACAUCAGUACUAUUCUUAUUAAGUGCAGCUUAAGCAGUUAAUCGUGUCCAUUGUAUCACUGCAGCUCCAUCAGUUACAGAGAAAUCAUGAGCAGUCUGAAACCACGUAUCACCAACACAGCUGGAAAUUCCCUCCUAAACUGAAUCUCUUGAUCCUGAUAAUGUUGUGAUAAUUACUUGAGAACUUGAGGGCCAUAUUACACAUUUCUUUUAUUUUUUUGCUUUUUAUAUUAGUGAAUAUAUGGCACUAAAUGUCCAGUUUUUUGCUACAAUCAAUUCUAAACUGGGCCAGGCCCUACCUCUGGUAAAGAUUUCAUGCACACAAAAUCCGUAACAUUUUCCUUAAUCCUGUGAACAAACUUUCAGAUUAACCAAGCACACAGCCUCCUUAGUGGAGGUAGCUACAGGAUGUACCCCCGGUUAAUUAAAGCUCUGUUGGUUUAGGAUUAUUUGAUGUAACCUGAAUAGUCGGAAACCUUAGAAAAUUUGUUAUGUACCAAGAAACAGAAACAAACAUAGUUUGAGUAGAACUUAACCCGUGAGUGACAUGACAUGAUUGUUUUUCUUUUAUUUUUGUUGAAAUGUAGGAAUCCUUUAUUUGCCAAAACCUAGUUCAACCUCAGCAGUUAAAAAUAAUCUUAACUCAAGUUAUGCGCUGUGUUUCUUUUUUGGCUUUAUUAGAUAGGUGCAGUGAAGGGUGACAGGAAAGUGGAGGGAGAGAGAGACGAGUCGGAUUCAAACCUGGGCUGGCCGCUCCCAGCAACAUGGCGUUUGGUCACCUGCUACCCCCCAAAAAAAGAAAAACAUCAGUAAAUGUCCAAAAAAAAUUCUUUAUUGUAUAUUUUUUAUGUCACAUUUGAUUAUGUUGUGCAGACAUGCAGUCAGAGUGCAUGCAUCCUCUCCAGCUCUCCUCCACUGACAUAAAUGCAGCUGACUCGGGUGUGAUGAAUGGAAGCUAACUAUCAUGUAACAUGAAGGAUAUUCACUCUUAUUUAACCGACAGCAUGUAGCCUAAUGUUUAUGUACUCUGUGUUUUGUAUCUCCUACAGUGGGAAAUUGUCACGUCAGUCAGUUCUGUGAUGUUUUCCUACAAAUGUGCAUAUUUUUUUACAAAUUUAUUUUGAAUGUAUAAAUGUGUUCUUGUUUCUUCCCUUUCUUCUGCACUCCCAUAGAGCUGGAUAAAUGAACCAUUUAACACAAAUUGUCUCUUAGUCGGUGAAAUUAUGUAAAAAGAAAAAUACCCAUGACCGUAUUUAAUGUGUUUGAUUUUUUACAGUGCUUUAACUCUCAUUACCCUCCAUCAGAUGCCUUUAGGAUGAAUAGUUGGUGUUGUUUAAGUCUGAAAUUAGAAAAAAGCAUUAUUUUUUAUUUUUAUUAUUGAUAUUCUCUGUUAAUGUUAAGGAGCGUUGGCGAGCCUUUGGUUCUGAGUUGUGUCAGGACCUCUACAUACUUACUUGCAAGUAUUUUUUCCCCAUUUUUAGACUGUUGAGACUGAAAAGUCUUUAAAACAUUAAUUGUACUUUAGUUUUAUAUCUGUCUUUGUCACUAACCACUACAGAUUUCUUUUGAUGGUGUUUGUAUGUAAGAGGGAAAUAAUUAUAAGACUUACGUCAGUAGUUUCUAUCUUUGUGGGUUGUGAUCUCAUGAAGUGAAGCCAGUAUCUACAGCAUCUACCUUCAUAGGAGAUUGCAUUUUCUUUGUGGCCUCUUUAUUAGGUACACCUGUGCAAUCUUAAUUCGAUUCAGUCCAACUCUCCAAAUGUAAAGCCUACUUUGUGUCUAAAAUAUUGAGGGUUUGCUUAAUAUAUGAAUUUUUUGUAUUGUAAUAUGAUGGACGAAAACAUUUUUGUCAUGAUGAGCUCUAUAAUAAAGACAAUAGCACAUU
Oreochromis niloticus (Nile tilapia) is the source of this 5713-nucleotide messenger RNA. RefSeq names its product zinc finger protein 512B. The record is from RefSeq and is a predicted model, not a curated record. The transcript is spliced from 16 exons. Gene Ontology annotation, molecular function: zinc ion binding. Bases 351 to 3038 code for a protein of 895 amino acids. NCBI's taxonomy places the organism in Eukaryota, Metazoa, Chordata, Actinopteri, Cichliformes, Cichlidae.